Molecule: messenger RNA, 1841 nt
Organism: Arabidopsis arenosa
Lineage: Eukaryota; Viridiplantae; Streptophyta; Magnoliopsida; Brassicales; Brassicaceae
Source: the annotation of a GenBank genome assembly
AUAAUAAUAUCUUCUAACAUUAAUUUUGAAACUUGUUUCUCUCUAAUUUUGUUUUUUUCAAAGUGAGAUCCAAAUUUAUUUCAAGAGGUACUUACUAACAUACACAAUGGCAACAAACAAAUUUUCAUCUAUUGUGUUGCUUUCGUUGAUGGUGUUUGCUGCUAUUUUGUUGCCAAUGAUUUCAGGACAAAUGAUACCAUGUUUAGAGGGGAAUGAAGAACACUUACAUAAAAGGACAAGCAAGUACGGAUUCUUUCUCUGAGGAUGACGAGCCAGUCCAACUCCGACAACGCUCCUUUGAUCAACAGAUUUCGUCUCAUAGUGGUGGGAUGUAUCUUUCACACUGGUGGAAGAUACAUGGAAGCUUUUCUGGCUUUUAUGCCAAGUGCUGGAAUUUGGGAUGUAGAAGGUAGAGUUCGAGGAUUUGACCUGGAAAAUGGAAGAUUUCAUUUUAACUUUGAAUCUGAAGAAAAUCUUCAAAAAGUUCUAAAGAAGAGACCUUGCCAUUUCAACUUAUGGACCUUUUUCCUGGAAAGAUGGGAACUCAACUUCCAGGAGGAUCUCCUGUGCUUUGUAAACUUUUGGGUGAAGAAAACAGAUCUCCCUCUCCGCUGCUGGGUGGAGGAAGCUUUCAGAGGGAUUGGCAAUGCUCUUGGUCUUGUCUCGGAGGUGGGUGUCAUGGAGGCACGAAUGAUGGUUGCUAUGAAUGUCACAAAACCUCUAAAAUUCAAAAAGAGGGUGUUGAUAGACAAUGGAGAAGAAGUUUUAGUCACUAUCUCUUAUGAGAAGCUUUUUCUGUUUUGCUUUACCUAUCACUUGAUUUCCCACGAGGAACAUGAGGAAAAAGCUUUGGUUGGUCGCAGGGAGAGAGAUCAACGUGUUGAAUCCAGAAACUAUGAGGUUAGACGGAGUGCAGGUCGAGACUCCGGGCUCAAAUCUGGUCUAGAUGCACCUCGUAUAACAACAGUACAAUCCUCUCAAAGUGAAAAGCCACUUGCAAACCGCAGUGUGAGGAAAAAUCUCUACUUAUCAAAAGAGGCUCCUCGGAAUGAACCAAGCUUGGAACAUUGGAGAAGCUCUCGUCGCCCUCCUCGUCACCACUCAAAUCGCUUUAUCGUGGAUCUAGCAGCUCUGCCUGCUAAAGAUAAAGGGAAACAAAAGAUGACGGAGGUGGAAAACGACCCAAUGAAUCGAAAUGAGGAUGAUGAUAUGGAAAUUACAAAUCUGAUCCUCAUGAAUUCGGUUCUGGAUCUAAGACUGUCAGAUCCAAUGAAAAGCUACUCGACCAAUCUGUUCCCCCCCCCCCAAGCUGAAAAAUCUACGCCAAUCAGCUUUGAAGCUACUCCUCAUGAGACGGAACUCCCUGUCACGAUGGUGGAUGUCACAUCACAGGAUAUAGAUGGUGUACCUAAUUGGAUGGAGGACGACGAUGGCCUAGCAGACUGGGUGGAGGAUGAUAACGGCUUGUCUGAUUGGGCAGAGGAAGAUAACCUAGACAUGAUUGCUGACGAGAAUCAGGUGAUCCAGUGCACUCAAGGUGGUGACUCUAUCCCAUCUGAUUGGGAGAAUCUGGCUGAGGCAUAUGUGGAAUUAGAGAAAGAGCUUACUGAGGAGGACUUUAGAUUGAUAAAGGAGCUAGAGAAUCAAAUGAUUUUUGAUGGUUUGCUCGACAACGAUGAUUUGCUCAGAGAGGAAAUGAUGGGAGGUGAACCAGAGGGGAGAAUUGAAGCCGAUGACAGCCAGGAAAGUACGAUUUCGAAGUAAGUAAUUCACAUAUCUCUUCGGAUGGAGGAGAUUCCGGCGACAUCAUAGUCUCCCUCGAGUAAAAGCAUUAGAUCUCU